Molecule: messenger RNA, 816 nt
Organism: Camarhynchus parvulus
Lineage: Eukaryota; Metazoa; Chordata; Aves; Passeriformes; Thraupidae
Product: cell surface glycoprotein CD200 receptor 1-B-like
Exons: 5
Coding region: 1-816 (271 amino acids)
Biological process (GO): regulation of neuroinflammatory response
Cellular component (GO): external side of plasma membrane
Molecular function (GO): signaling receptor activity
Source: RefSeq, a predicted model, not a curated record
AUGCUGGGAAGCUCACAGCAAGCUGGACAGUGCAAGAAAGCCUUCUCAUCCACAAAAGCAAGAGCUACUUUGAAAGUUGUCAGGAAGAGCAUUUGCACCAUUGUCUUUCUCACCAUUGCUGCAGUCAUAGGAGCUACAGGUCCCGCGAGCAAGCCACUGGAGGAUUUGCUCACACAAGCACAGCCUUUGGAUGCGGAACUGCUGAAGACAAUGGGCAGGGGGAACAACUCCUCAGUCUUAGUGAUGACUGUAGGUAACAGCUCAGUUCUCACCUGCUCUCCCAAAGGAAAUAUAACUAUGCUAAGAUGGACAAUAACCCCCAAGGCUGGAGGCUUGUGCACCUUGGUAUACAGGGUUGAUAAGAACAAGACACACAGAACAACCUGCAGUGACAACAUAAACUGGACAUUCAGACCAGGUCAGCCUCCUGCCCUUGAGAUACGGCAAGUGGGAAUAGCCCAGGAGGGAAAUUACAGCUGCGAAGCAGCAUCAACAGAAGGGAAUUUCCACACAAGGUACCACCUGACCGUGCUGGCCUCCCCGAGGCUGAGCCUGUCCUGUGAUGAGCAGGGCAGCCCCGUGUGCGAGGCAGCAGCGGGGAAGCCGCCAGCUCAGCUCUCCUGGGUCCCAGAGGGCAGCUCCACUGCAGAGGAGAAGUGCCACAACAAUGGGACAGUGACUGUUCUCAGCAAGUUCACAGCAUGUAGCACCAAUGUCACCAAUGUGACCACCUGCAUGGUGUCCCACCCAGCUGGGAACUGGAGCCAGUCCACACCCUGCUGUCCCUCAGGUAUGUAUGGGACACAAUACGCAUAA